Messenger RNA from Schizophyllum commune H4-8, 660 nucleotides. RefSeq lists its product as uncharacterized. The coding region runs from base 1 to 660 and encodes 219 amino acids. Lineage: Eukaryota; Fungi; Basidiomycota; Agaricomycetes; Agaricales; Schizophyllaceae. The transcript is spliced from 4 exons. The record is from RefSeq and is a predicted model, not a curated record.
AUGCGUUUUUCUACGCCCCUCUUUGUCGCCGCCGCCCUCGCUAGCGUCGUUGUCGCCUCUCCGGUACCCAUUACACCGGAGCUCGAGAUUCGAGUGCACGACUGUGGUCCCGGCACCAGUUGUUUUACGGUGCCCGGGCUGCUGGUCCAGCUGCGCAACGACCUUACUACGCCGUUCCAGAAGCUGCGUUAUAUCAAUGCCAACAACGCCACGGCGGAAAACGUUGACUCGGUCCACGACGACGUCAGAAGCUCUCUGGUCAACGCCAUCGAGACGCUCACUUCCUAUGUCGGCGCGAAUGCGCCCACCCUCGGUUCAAUCGACGGUGGUGGUAUCAUGACCGUAGACACCCUUGCUAAGCUCGUCGCUGGUGAUCUCCACUACUACUCUGGUGACCUCGCCAGACUCGAGGAUUACUAUGAUCACGACGACGAAGCUGCUCAGAGCCUCAUUCAGGACACUGGUGAUAAGCUCGGUGACCUGCUCCUCGCCAUCUCCGCCCAAUGCGAAGCCGUCGACCAGGCGAAUAACUUUCUCGCUGGCGUCCGCAUCAACACCAAGGAUAUUAAGCAAACUAUUCUUGACCUUGGCACCACCACCCUCGGAAACAUCCUCAGCGAGGACACGUCUAACGACUCCGAUGCGAAUUACGAGCAGUGA